CGCUGCGCACAACUGCAAAUAGUUUUUGAAAAGAUGUCUGAAACAAACGUGGAGAAUAAAGUUGAGCGGGCAGCUCACAACAAAAGCGUCUCCCUCCCCAUGUCACGCGUAAGACUGAUCAUGAAGAGCUCUCCGGACGUGUCCUGUAUCAACCAAGAGGCCAUUUUCUUGACGACGAAGGCGACGGAGCUUUUUGUUCAACAUUUGGCUAUGUCUUCUUACAAUAAUGGAUCUGGCAAAGACACUAACACACUGUCAUACAGUGAUCUGGCAGAUACUGCAGAAGACACAGAGACCUUCCAGUUUCUUACAGAUAUUCUUCCAAAGAAAAUCUUGGCUAGGGAUUACCUUAAGUCCCUGCAGGAACUGGAGGAAGAUGAUGACAACUGACAUUCCAGGCAACACAUAAACAGGCAUUAAAAGGAUCUGUUACUUCUGCAUUGUUCUUAGUGCAUAGCAUGACCUGAACAGGUACAAAAACAGCUCAUUCCACACAACCAAGAAUGGUGGAUGAAAUUCAGGACUCUGAUUUAGUGUUUUGAGUGGUUCCAUUUGUUUCACUCUACUCAUCCGCUGAAGCUUUCAUUUUCUUACUGGCCUAAUCACAGACACAUCUAGAGGCACUAUGCACAAUAGUAGUUUCAUCACCACCAAGCUACCGGUUGCCUAAAUGCUGAAGAGGAGUACCCAGUUUCAGGUAUGCGUUGUGCAAGAUGCAAAUACUGAGAGAAAGUGUUGGAAUUGUUUCUGUUGUAAGUCUUAACAAGGUUCUUUGAGAAACUGCACAUUCACUGAUAUAGUCCAUUACUUUAUGCAUGUCUAGUCAAAGCUGGCUCAAGUUCCUGAGUCACAGCUGCUUUGGAAGUAGUGCUGCUCAGGGCAUAAACAAUCUGUGUGUGUUUGAAUGGGCAUUACACUGGCACUUUUCCAAGUGACUUUUUUUUGUGGUCACUGCUAUGGAAGAAACGUGUGUUGAUGUCAAUGUGUGCAUUGUGCAAGUGAAAUAAAUUGAUAUUUUGUAAGAUUUGCUUGUAAUUUCCUUUUCAUAUGUUUUUUUUUUUUCAACUAUCUGUUGAUUUAAAAUGACACACUGAUAUACUAUGGAUCUAAUUGCCUAACAGUUUCAUUAUGGAUUAGAAUUAAUUCCCAAUAAACACAUGUGCAUUGGCUUCUGCUCUUUACUGUGGAAAAUUUAAACUGCUUUGAUAGGAUAGCUUCGUUAUUAAUUAGUAUUAUUAUUAAUGAUAUUAAUAUUCUAAUUUGAGGUGAGGACAUACACUGGAUUUCAAAAUUGUGACUUUUACUUGAAAUUUUUACUGCAUCUGAUAUUUUGAAUGGUGUACUGUGUGACGUUGGUAUGCAUUUACCUACAAUAUACUUUUGGUUUCUUAGUUGUUGAGUUUCUUUCCCCAGUUGUAUAACACUCCUGUCAAUCAAGAUGGUUGAUUGACUGACUACUCAUGUAGUGAAACUCCAUCUUUUGUUAACAUGUUACUGUUUAAAUAAACAAAGCAUCAACACAAAGUGUUGAACCUUAA
Molecule: messenger RNA, 1538 nt
Organism: Pygocentrus nattereri (red-bellied piranha)
Lineage: Eukaryota; Metazoa; Chordata; Actinopteri; Characiformes; Serrasalmidae
Gene: chrac1
Product: chromatin accessibility complex subunit 1
Exons: 3
Coding region: 34-390 (118 amino acids)
Cellular component (GO): nucleus; CHRAC
Molecular function (GO): protein heterodimerization activity
Source: RefSeq, a predicted model, not a curated record